Diabrotica virgifera virgifera (western corn rootworm) is the source of this 23557-nucleotide messenger RNA. RefSeq names its product tyrosine-protein phosphatase Lar (gene Lar). The transcript is spliced from 19 exons. The coding region runs from base 151 to 5757 and encodes 1868 amino acids. Gene Ontology annotation, biological process: protein dephosphorylation. Gene Ontology annotation, molecular function: protein tyrosine phosphatase activity; protein binding. NCBI's taxonomy places the organism in Eukaryota, Metazoa, Arthropoda, Insecta, Coleoptera, Chrysomelidae. The record is from RefSeq and is a predicted model, not a curated record.
GAUUUUGUUUCAGUCGACAAACUCCCGCCAGGAUUUCCCCAAAUCACGCAAUCACCGGCGACAAACAAAGUCGUGGAAAUCGGCCAUAACACCGUCCUGAAGUGCGAGGCGACGGGAAAUCCCCCGCCGAAAAUAAUUUGGUUGAAAAAUAUGCUUCCAAUCAAUAUCACCAGUCCCAGGUCAAGGUAUUCCACCAGAGACGACAUGCCAGGCGCACUUCAGAUUCUCUCGAGUGAAGAAAAGGAUCACGGGAAGUAUGAAUGCGUCGCCGAAAAUUCGAUUGGAACGGAUUAUUCGAAACACUCGCUGCUUUACGUUAAAGUUCGGCGAGUUCCACCUCAAUUUUCCAUUCCUCCCCCAACAAUGAGCGAAGUCAAAUUGGGUGAUGACCUUAAUUUGACUUGUGUGGCUGUAGGUUCCCCGAUGCCAUUUGUAAAAUGGCGUAAAGGGUUAACACAAGAACUUACUCCUGAAGAUAAACUGCCCGUGGGAAAGAAUACUCUUGAACUCACCAAUAUUCAGGAGUCAGCCAACUAUACAUGCAUCGCGGCCAGUGCUUUGGGGGUCAUCGAAGCCUUGGCACAAGUUAAAGUACAAUCUUUACCUGGACCACCAACAAAUGUAAAAGUAUCUGAAAUCACAGCUACUUCUGUAAGACUCACUUGGUCUUAUAAUGGUCCAGAGGACUUGCAAUACUAUGUUAUCCAGUUUAAGCCCAAAUAUGCCAACCAGGCUUACAGUGAAAUCAGUGGUAUUAUCACCAUGUACUAUUCUGUUAGGAACCUGAGCCCCUACACAGAAUAUGAAAUGUUUGUGAUUGCUGUUAACAGCAUAGGUAGGGGACCUACUAGUGCACCUGCCGUUGUUACUACUGGAGAAACUGCUGCUUCUUCUUUUGGAGGUGCCAAACCUGGAACUGCCCCUAGAAAUGUACAAGUACGACCUCUGAGUUCAAGUACUAUGGUUAUACAGUGGGAUGAGCCUGAGACGCCUAACGGGCAAGUUACGGGCUACAAAGUAUAUUACACAACAAAUGCUCAACAACCCAUGGCUCAGUGGGAAUCCCAAGUAGUGGACAAUAACCAGUUGACUACUAUCAGUGAGUUAACUCCUCAUACUAUCUAUACGAUUCGUGUCCAGGCCUAUACCUCAGUUGGUCCCGGACCCUUGAGCGCACCAGUUCACGUCAAGACCCAGCAAGGUGUUCCAAGCCAACCAAGCAACCUCCGUACCUCGGACAUCGGCGAAACAUCAGUCGUUCUUCAAUGGACGAAACCCAGUCAUUCCGGAGAAAACAUAGUUAGCUAUGAGCUGUAUUGGAACGACACUUACGCCAAGGAAAAGCACCACCGGCGUAUACCGAUCUCGGAAUCUUACACUCUAUCAGGUCUAUAUCCGAACACACUGUAUUAUGUGUGGUUGGCAGCUCGCUCCCAAAGAGGAGAGGGGGCGACCACCCCUCCUAUACCCGUGAGAACGAAACAAUAUGUACCCGGAGCACCACCGACCAACGUAAUCGGAGAAGCGGUAAGUCCCACGUCGAUCAAUGUCACGUGGGACCCCCCACCUGCGAACCGUACCAAUGGCAAUAUCAUUUACUACAAGCUGCAGUUCGUGGAAUCUGACAGGUCCGAUAGCGAGGCAAACAUUGUCAAAUUGAAUGCCACAUCGUUUACACUAGAUGAAUUAAAACGCUGGACCACCUACAGGAUCUGGGUCCUGGCUGGUACGUCCGUCGGAGAUGGUCCCAGCUCGUAUCCCAUUACGGUGCGAACCCACGAAGAUGUGCCUGGAGAUCCACAAGAUGUCAAAGUGACACCUAUAGAUUCAACCACUAUUAAAGUUAACUGGAAACCACCACAAACUAGGGAUAGGAAUGGGAUUAUCUUGGGUUACCAUGUGCACGUCCAGGAAACAAAGGAAGAGGGAAAGAGUUUUUUCAAUGAACCCAUGAAAUAUGACGUUUUCGGUGAUUCCCUUUUGGAAUUGAAUAUAUCUGGACUUCAGCCCGAUACCAUGUACUCCAUUCAAGUGGCAGCUCUGACAAGAAAAGGAGAUGGCGAUCGUAGUACUCCAGUGAAUGUCCGUACUCCAGGUGGAGUACCAAAUAGACCUGCUUUAACACUCAAAAUUAUUGAACGGGAGCCGACAGUUACAAUUGAAUUGGAAUGGUCUAGACCUUCUCAGACAUACGGAGAAUUGAAAGGCUACAGAUUGAGAUACGGAGUGAAAGAGCAACUUUUGAAGGAUGUCCCUUUAAAAGGAACCCACACAAGUUAUAGGAUAAACGAUUUGGAAAGAGGUGUGGAUUAUGAAUUCCGUGUAGCAGGUCAAAACCACAUAGGCAUCGGACAAGAAGCUAUAAAAUACAUGAAAACCCCUGAGGGGCCUCCAACAGGUCCGCCAACUAACGUAACCUACCACUUUCAGACUCCAGAUGUCGUUUGCAUCUCCUGGAGUGGCCCAAGCCGAGAACAUCGCAACGGACAAAUUAUCAAAUACGAUAUACAGUUUCAUAAAAAGUCUGAUCAUAGCAAUAUAAUAAUCAGAAACGUAUCUAAUACAAAGGCAGUAUUUACCAAUUUAGAAGAGAACACUGAAUAUGUAUUCCAUAUCAAGGCUUAUACUAGCCAAGGUGCUGGCCCGAACAGUGAGAAGUACACUGUACAAACUGAAAGAGAUAUAGGUCGAGCCCCCAUGUCGGUAAAAGCGGUAGCUACCUCAGACUCUAGUGUUGAGGUUUGGUGGGAGCCAGUACCAUCUCGAAAUAAAGUUAUAGGUUAUAAGAUAUUUUACACGAUGACAGCUGUAGAAGACUUAGAUGAGUGGCAGCAGAAGAUAGUUGGGUUAACUGAGUCAGCCGAUUUAGUGAAUCUUGAAAAAUAUGCUCAAUACGCUAUAGCUGUGGCAGCUAGAAUGAAGACUGGACUCGGGCGAUUAUCCGAGAAAGAAUUAGUUAAAGUGAAGCCAGAGGACGUUCCGCUUAAUUUAAGAGCUCAUGAGGUAACCACUCAUUCGAUGACUCUCUCGUGGUCGCCUCCCAUUAGACUGAAUCCAAUCAAGUACAAAAUAUCCUUUGACGCUAUCAAAGAGUUCGUCGAUUCCCAGGGAAUCACACAGACGCAGAAUAUUCCUAGAGUCGAAAUUAAGUUAGAUGCAGACGUUAGAUCUCAUACAAUCAACGAACUGUCACCGUUUACAACGUACAACGUUAAUGUUAGCGCCAUACCAACUGAUAACUCUUAUCGCCCUCCAACGAAGAUUACUGUAACUACCCAGAUGGCAGCACCACAACCGAUGGUCAAACCAGAUUUUUACGGCGUGGUAAACGGCGAGGAAAUUCAUGUUAUUCUACCUCAAGCUUCGGAGGAAUAUGGUCCAAUUAGCCAUUAUUUUUUAGUUGUAGUUCCCGAAAACAAAAUGACAAUCCAGAAAAAUCCCGACCAAUUUUUAACGGACGAAUUAAUAGCUAAUAUCGAAAAGAUACCCGACAACUCAGAUCUUCCGUACAUAGCAGCAAAGUUUCCUCAAAGAAACAUCCCCUACACUUAUCACUUAGGCACGGGGGAAAGCAACGAUGGUUACGUUAACUAUAAACUAGAACACGGAAAACGGUAUAGGAUAUUUGUACGGGCGGUCGUAGAUACACCUCAGAAACAUCUGUAUACUAGCAGUCCCUUCUCGGAAUUUUUGUCCUUGGACAUGAGGGAAGUUCCACCUGGCGAUCCUCCAAGAAGACCUAAUCCAAACACUCCCACUGAUAAUGAUGUCAAAGUUAGUUCCCAGGAGAAGGAAGCCGAGGUAUUCAAAAUCAUUGGUCCCAUUAUAGCAGCUCUACUUCUGUCUGUGAUUCUUGUGAUAUUAUUCAUACUACGAAAACGAAGGCAGCCAUGCAAAACUCCCGAUCAGACAGCAGUGACUCGGCCGCUCAUCCAGCCCGAUCUGAAUGCCAGUAUCGCUCCCAGUGAUCCGGUGGAGAUGCGCAGGUUGAACUUCCAAACACCGGCUAUGAUAUCUCAUCCUCCUAUUCCGAUCUCCGAACUAGCUAAUCAUAUAGAAAGACUGAAAGGAAACGACAAUCUGAAGUUUUCACAGGAGUAUGAGAGCAUAGAGCCUGGACAGCAGUUUACUUGGGAUCAUUCUAAUAUGGAAGUGAACAAACCGAAAAAUAGAUACGCCAACGUCAUUGCCUACGAUCACAGUCGAGUUAUAUUACCUAGUGAGGGAGGCGUGUUAGGUACCGACUACAUCAACGCCAACUACUGCGAUGGUUACAGAAAGCACAACGCCUACGUAGCCACCCAGGGUCCUCUUCCAGAAACCUUCGCCGAUUUCUGGCGAAUGUGUUGGGAACUGAAGUCUGCAACUAUCGUGAUGAUGACUAAACUCGAGGAACGCACACGAAUCAAAUGCGAUCAGUACUGGCCUACGCGCGGUACCGAAACCUACGGCAGCAUGAAUGUAACAGUAACGGAAGUCCACGAAUUGGCAACGUACUGCAUCAGGACCUUCCAGAUACACAAAGAAGGUUAUAGCGAGAGGAGGGAGUUGAAGCAGCUGCAGUUUACGGCUUGGCCCGAUCAUGGAGUACCGGAUCAUCCGGCACCUUUCUUGCAGUUUUUGAGACGAGUUAGGGCUUUGAAUCCCAUGGAUGCUGGGCCGAUUGUUGUUCAUUGUUCGGCUGGAGUAGGCAGGACAGGUUGUUUUAUUGUUAUUGACUCGAUGUUGGAACGCAUACGUCACGAAAAAACGGUAGAUAUAUACGGCCACGUUACUUGCUUGCGCGCACAACGCAACUACAUGGUUCAGACCGAAGACCAGUACAUCUUUAUUCACGACUCACUGCUGGAGGCCUACAUUUGCGGCCUGACUGAAGUUCCCGCCAGAAAUCUGCACUCACAUAUCCAGAAAUUGAUGCAGCUCGAACCCGGAGAAAACAUAUCGGGCAUGGAACACGAAUUUAAGAAAUUGAGUAAUAUUAAGACUGAUUCUUCACGUUUCGCUACUGCUAAUUUGCCUUGCAACAAACACAAAAACCGUUUGGUACAUAUCUUGCCCUUCGAGACCACCAGGGUGUGUCUUACACCGUUGAGAAACAUCGAAAGUUCGGAUUAUAUCAAUGCGAGCUUCAUAGACGGCUACAGGUAUAGGAAGGCUUACAUCGCCACCCAAGGACCGAUGUCUGAUACUACCGAUGAUCUCUGGAGGAUGCUGUGGGAGCACAAUUCUACUAUUGUUGUAAUGUUAACUAAACUUAAGGAAAUGGGAAGGGAAAAAUGCCAUCAGUACUGGCCCAGUGAACGAUCCGUGCGAUAUCAGUGCUUCGUUGUAGAUCCAAUCGCGGAAUACAACAUGCCGCAGUAUAUUUUGAGAGAAUUUAAAGUGACUGACGCACGAGACGGCUCGUCUAGAACAAUACGACAGUUCCAGUUUACCGACUGGCCAGAACAGGGUGUUCCUAAAUCUGGAGAAGGAUUCAUAGAUUUUAUUGGACAGGUCCACAAAACUAAGGAGCAGUUUGGACAGGAUGGACCUAUCACUGUGCACUGCAGUGCUGGAGUUGGUAGAACUGGUGUGUUUAUCACACUAAGUAUUGUGUUGGAGAGAAUGCAAUAUGAAGGAGUUGUUGACGUGUUCCAGACCGCUAGAAUAUUGAGAACUCAACGGCCUGCAAUGGUCCAAACUGAGGAUCAGUACCAGUUUUGCUACAGAGCCGCACUGGAGUACCUCGGCUCUUUCGAUCACUACACUAACUAAUCAAUACUCAUAAGAAAGAAUUAAUUUUGAAUCGUAUUUAUGCAUAUUGCAUAUUUUUACUGCCAAACAGGAUAUUAAACAAACAAAAAAAAGGAGAAAAAUUUAGCGCUCUAUUUAAACAAGUGAUUAGUGAACAAACCUUAGAAACUAGCAGCAAAAUGUGUGUAAAAUAUGUGCCUAAUGUAUAUGUGGAAAAAAGAAAUGUCAGAAAUGUAUAUUUAUUUUGAUCAUAUGAAGAUGUCUAGCAAAAAUGUCCUUGUAAAAAAAUGUGGCUCGCGGUUACGCUUUUGGGUUUGAAUAUACUACAUAACGUGUAAUUAGGUACUUGAACAUAGCGACGGGCAUUAUCCUUUCGUAUCGAAUAGGAACAGCCGCAUUAAGAGUUAAAAUAACUGGGAUGGGACCGGAUUGACAGGAGAAGAUAUUCAAUUGUAAUUGGACUUUGUAAUAAUACUGUAUCGUUGCUAUUAGCAGUAGAUUUCUUUAAAGUUGAUUAAAAAAAUUGCAAAAAUACUGUUUUCCAAAAUGUAUUAACCAUAUUCAUGAUAACUAUUUCCAGGACGAUGUAUUUCGGUAGAACAUUUCGUAGUUUUUGGCUCACUUUCAACAAUAUAACGUAUUAGUAUACUCGGUUCGCUCAGCUUGAGAAUAUUUUGACACAUUCAUUGUCAGAAACAUGCAACAUAAAAAUUCCUACCUCUCACUAUUAAUAGACCAAAUAAACUUAUUGUGGCAGUCUAAUUCAUUGAAAAAAAAAAGCAUAAGCAUGAAUAAUGGGAGUGUGUUUUCAUUAAAAACUUUUUAUAUGCAAUUAGUAAUCUAUAAACGACUAUAAAAUUUCAAAAAUAUAUAUUUAAAAUGUUGUUUUAAGUAAUGCAGUUUAAUUUUGUUCAUAAACGUCAUGUGAAUAAGUUUUUUACUUUAAGUUACAAUAAUUAAUAUUGUCUAUGAGCAUGUCUUCUUGGUUUCAUAAUAAUUUCGAGUUGAUCAUAAUUUCAAUACCGUCGUAAAAAAAUAGUUUCUAUCAGCGAACCGAGUAGAAUGAAUAUUGUUCAAUAGCCCCACAUAGUGGAAAUCGCAGAAUAGCAUAUCCUCGCAUACCCGUACCCCGCUUUUAUUAUAACUCCAUGGUGCCGUUAUUUCUCCAUAUCUAACUGUACUGUAGUCUAUAUCGCGAUUCUAUAAUAACCACAUCACAGCCAUAUCGUGCAUCCGUAUCUUUAUAUUAAAACCCCGUUGUGCCCUUCAUUCCUAUCGCAAUUUCAUCGUACCAUUAUAUUGCCUAUAUAACAAUCUUAUUCUAACCUUAUCUCCCUUCUUUUUUGCACGGACGCCUCAUCGGAGAGAUAGAUGGACUCUAAAUGAAAUGUUAGGUUUGGAUUUUGUUAACUGCGCAGGCUCUGUAGUAGAGGAUAUAAAAUGAUGAUUUAAAUAAUAUGAACUUGCAGAUUGGUUUUCCUUAUCUUUCUCGUGCUUCCGCCAUACUAGAUAUCGCCAAAUGUUUGUUUGGACAUUAAGUACAGCUUAUACACACAGUGGAACACAUAGUAUACAGCCGACAUAUUUAGUGGAACACAUUUGUAUUGGAUCAGUAAAAAAUAUGUUUGUUUUUAGGUUAAAUAUUUAUUUACUGUUAUUUUGCCUGCUUGUAAUUUUCAGAUUCCUUUUAAAAUACGACUGACUGUAUAAAACAAUACCGAUCAUAAGUAAUAUUUGCUAGUAUGCUCCUUUGUGUGUUUUUAAAGAUGCUCUCUGUUUGCCCAAUAUAAUUUUUAUGGAAUUUUCUGACUCUGCAAACAACUAUUCCUUAUUUGUGCGUUCUUAUUUAUUUGCUUAAAUUGUUGUUCAUAUAAACCUUAUUACUUUUGACUCUCUUAUGUAUUGAGAUGCAUUUGCUAUAUACAACCCAUAUUAUAUAAGAGACGAUUGAAGUUUGAAAGCACGUCACCAAAUACAGGGUGUUUCAUUAAUAAUUGUCCAUAUAGUAACUGGAGAAACCUUAGCACAAAAUACGAAGAUUUAACCUAAAACUCUUAAAUAAAAUGUGGUUCCUUACUGAGUUACAGGGUGUUUGAUUUAAAAAUUUAAAAACUAUUUUUGCUCAGCAUUUUAAAACUAUUCGACGUAUCCUUUUCAUACGUGGCAGGAAGUGCGACUACUAGACACCCUACUAAAUUAUGAUAAACAAACGUUUCUGGCUAUUACCAGAGGCGUACUACGGGGGAAAGUGAAUGGUUGACCCUUUCCAAAUUCUACGCCACUGGCGGAAUUCCUAUUUUAGUUCAAUUAUUGGAUUCUCCAAUACUUUCUAUGAAAAUAAUAUACUCUUCAUUCGUAACGAUAAAGUCAUUAGUUUUCGAGAUCUUUGAACUUAAAAAUGAAACGACACAGUUAUUUUGAUUAAGGGAUUGUGUCGCUUCAUUUUUAAUUUCAAAUAUCUCGAAAACUAAUCAUUUUAUCGUUUCGAAUGAAGAGUAUAUAAUUUACAUAAAAAGUACUGGAAAAUAAAAAAAUUACACUAAAAUAGCAAUUUCGUCAGUGGCGUAGAAUUUGGGAAGGGUCAACCAGCCACUAUCCCCUGUCGUACGCCUCUGGUAGUAGCUAGAAACGUUUAUUUAUCUUAAUUUAGUAGAGUGUACAGUACCUACACUUUCUGCCAAGUAUGAUAAGGAUACGCCAAAUAGUUUUAAAGUACUGGGUACAAAUAAUUUUUAAAUUUUGAUCAUAUGAAUCAUAUCAUAAAUUUUAAUCAAAAUAACUGUGCCGUUUCAUAUUUAACUUCAAAUAUCUGGAAAACGAAUGACUUUAUCGUUACCAAUGAAGAGUAUAUUAUUUACGUAGAAAGUAUUGGAGAAUCUAAAAACGGCACUAAAAUAGUAAUUCCUCCAGUGGCGUAGAAUUUGAGAAGGGUCAACCAUUCACUAUCCCCUGUCGUACGCCUCUGGUAGUAGCUAGAAACGUUUGUUUAUCAUCAUUUAGUAGGAUGUAUAGUAGUCGCACUUUCUGCCAAGUAUGAAAAGGAUACGUUGAAUAGUUCUAAAAUGCUGAGCAAAAAUAGUUUUUAAAUUUUUAGAUAAAACACCUUGUAACUCAGUAAGGGACCACAUUUUAUUUAAGUGUUUUAGGUUAAAUCUUCGUAUUUUGUGCUAAGGUUUCUCCAGUUACUAUAUGGACAAUUAUUAAUGAAACACCCUGUAUUACUAAAGCCUGGAAGGUAAUAAAAAACGAAUCGAUGCAGUGCAGUUCCAAAGUAUUAUUACAAAGUCCGCCGAGAAAGUGCAUUAAGUAAAUAUUAAAACUAAAUUUUACAAUACUGUUGUAAAUUGUUAAAUAAUAAUAAUAAUAACUAGUUAAACAUUUAAAGUUAAUAUAAUAAUCUUGAAUUAGAUAUAAUGUUAAUAGGCUAUACACUAGUAGUUGAAUAUAGAAGAGUUUAUAUUUUCAUGAAAGUUUCAAAAAUCACGUUCGUGUGAAUUGCCCUUUAUAUUAUUGUUAGAGAUGGGACGAGUCGUUUAAUAAUUUUCAAGUAUUGCAAUUGAAACUUUAAUAGCAGUGACUUGGAAAUCAGGUAACCAAUUAUGCGUUAUAAAAAAGUUACGAAAGUGAAUGAUCCUGCCCUAUGAACAGUGCUUUGUGGGCCACUUUACAUUGUUUCAGUUGAAGUUAGUGGUAUUGGAAACAUACAUUACAUGGCUGCCAAUAAUUGUAGGUUUAAAGAAAUCAGGGAGUGUUAAUCAUUUAGAAUAAUAUAAAAUUAAGCUAAAUGCAUAACUACCUUUAUUUCAAUGAAUUCUGGAAAAAGAAAAUAUCUCAGAAAAAUACACUCACCGGCAAAAUUAACCGCCUACCUUAAAAAUGGGCCAUUUUUGAUGUCUCGUAUUUCGUAAACCUGUUGUCUGAUUUAAAUGGUUAAGACACCAAAUUUCAUUUGUAUAUUAUAUCAACAGGGUUUAGAGCAAAAAAUAAAUCGUCAGUUUGUAAGAAAAAUUUCAAGACCCCUGCCUCGGAAACGAAGCAUUUGCAGACAUACGUUUAUAAAGCAAACAGUCAUUAUUUUUUUAUGCAGAAUUACCCCUUAAAGUUUGCCAUACUUAUUUAAAAACACUCUGUAUUAAUAAAAAAAGUUGUUAAAGUAUCAAAAUUUUUUAUGGUCCAACAUAAGCGAAUAAAUCAAAAAACAGAACGUUGGGAAAAUAUGAGGCUAUAGUUUUAAUAGUGUUUUAAUUUCAGUGUUUUAUAAAAAAUGCUAGAAUAAUCCACAGAGUGAUACGAACUUUGAGAAAAAAAACACAGUUUGAUUGGUACACCCGGUAUACAAUGCAAAUUUGCAUAUUUAGCAACAAUAUUAUUACAGCGAUAUUGUUAAAGAAUAAGACUAAUUAAAAAAAUCACUUAAAUCGGACAACAGGUUUAGGAAAUUCGAGACAUCAAAAAUGACACAUUUUUAGGUGUGCGUUUAAUUUUACCGGUGAGGGUAUUCAGAUGAAGAAUUGGAGAUUGUUAAUUUUUUUAGAGGUUCGACUCUUUAUUUAUACGUCCAUGGGUUCGACUAACUGAGCCAGAUAAAAAACGUGUUUAUUACUACCAAAAAUAGUAAGGUGUGAGAAAUAGAAAAGAACAAAAUGUAGGAAUAUCAGAAAUGUAUGCUAUAUCGAAACAAAUUCAAUAUAGCAAUGUCCCAAUGUAAAUUUUUUACCAAUUACAAUUUUUACGAGAUAUACUGAAAAACUAACGCUUAUAAACUGUCUCUAGUUAUUAGACUGCUUGCGACUUUUGAAAAUUUCAUGAUUAGUUUAAAUAUCGGCUCUUGUCAAUCCGACUUGAUCCUAUAAAUGCUAAGAAAUAUUCAUCUAUUAAAUAUAAAAUUGACAUCCGCUUAUUUUCUGUCAUUUCUUAUAAAGAAACCCUUAAUUCUCACUAUUUUACAGUUUUGAUAACGUCUUUUCAUUAACGGUUUCUUUUCGGUUCGUCACACAAAUUAGAGGUAUAGAAAACGAGGCAUAAGGCAUGUAAAUAUAUAGUGCAUUUAUCCAUUUUGAAACCUAGUUUUACUGUAAAGUAUAAAUUUUGUAUGAUUUUUUUUUUAAUUGAGUGACACUUAUAUUUUGUCGAAAACUGAUGAGGAAAAUAAGAGUAAAGGUGUCAUUAAUUCGACUGCUAUGUGAUGGAUUUUCUGUAUUACAAUCAACAUUAGUUUGUCUAGCUGUUAUUACUCUCAUACAGAUAAGAAAUUAUAUUUUAGUUUGUGGGUUUAACACUAAAAGUAGAUGCAUAACUAUAGUCAGAGAACAAAAUAGUUGUUUCUACGCACUACUACACUUCGCUACACUAUUCAUUGAGACUGAAUUCGAAAUGAGAGGUGGAGCAGUCUUCAGGAGGUGCUUUUGGUACAAUACCUCAGGUUUCUGAGUUCCCAGGUUCUAUUACCUACUUAAGUUUGGGGCGUGCCAAACCAUUGGCAGAUUUAUCAGACCGAUUUUUUCCUGCACUUUUCGCAGGAGGAUUCGCUAUGUUUGAGAUAAUCUAGCAUCAUGAAAUAUCUCCUUUAUUGGGAGACUCUGGACUUUUUCGAUCUCAAUUCACUGUCAGAUGAUUCGAACUCGACUUGCGAACCAAAUUUUGAUUUAUAACUUGUAUGAUUAUAACAGCAAAUCUACUAUAAUGUAAAUUAAAGCUGGAGGGUCAGAUAAUAGAACAAGCGAUGGGAGUUUAAAUAUCUAGGCAUCACACUAUCUAGCUAUGGAAAGCUCGAAACAGAAGUGGAAGAUCAAGUGAAUUGAGUAAACAGCGAGCCGCAGGUAGCCCGAAUGAAACAAUAUGGAGAUAUAAAAAUCAUCAUCUAAACAAUUUACGUCCACUGCUGGACAUAAGUCUCACCCAAUUGUUUCCACACUUCACGGUUUUGUGCUGAUUGUUGCCAGUUUUUACUAAUCCGCCUGAUAUCAUCUGUCCAUCGUGUAGGCGGCCUUCCUCUACUGCGUUUAUCUUCUCUUGGUAUCCAUUCCAUCAGCUUUGCUUUCGUGUCCAUCUUGAAUAUUUCAGCCUGGCGACGUGUCCUGGCUAGUUCCAUUUGAGCCUAGUGAUACGUUCUAUAACAUAUGUGAUACCGGUUCUUUGUCUGAGAUCUUCAUUUCUUAUUUUAUUCCAUAGGGUUACAUCAGUAUGGCUCUUUCCAUGCGCCUUUGAGCAACCCGCAUUUUCGACGCUGUUGUCUAGGUUGUCGAUAUAAAAAUAUCGGAAAAGAAAUGAAAGGAAGAAUUUACAAAACACUCAUCAGAACAAUAAUGACAUAUGCGGCAGAAACACAACCUGACAGAGAGGACAAAAACAAUGCUAGAAAAAGUAGAGAUGAAAACCCUUUGAAAAUCGAUGGUAAGGCACUAUGGGAUAGAGCUAGAAGUACAGAUAUAAGACAGAUAUGCAAGCUGCGGAACUUUCAUAACUGGGUAAGAAACAGUAGAGUGGAAUGGAACGACCACAUAAACCAAUUUUUUUUUAUUAUCUCCCUUUAUUGACAAUCAGAUAUAAAACAAACAAAAAGUCAAUUUGUUGGUCUUACAUUAAAUUAUAUUAUUGUAAAUGUGGUGACGUGGAGAGGUAAACAUCCAGCGAUGUUUCCUCAGUUACCUCUUAGGUCGGAGGGCCAGCUUCUUCUGAGUCUUCUAUUGUCGACAGGUUGCAGUAGUGGAUGAAGUAGUGGAUUAGGAUGGUCUUCGAGUUUGUUGUGGUGUUUUCUGUUGUUUUCUCGGAUGACUUCGGUUACAUAUGGAAUUUUAAGAUCUGUGUGUAGAGUUUGGUUUGAUACAUACCAUGGUGCAUUAACUAUUGCUCGAAGUAUCUUGGAUUGCGCUCUCUGGAUAAUCACAGUAUUGGAUUUGCUAGCACAGCCCCACAGUUUAAUGCCAUAAGUCCAGAUUGGCUUUAUCACUGCUUUAUAUAUUAGCAAUUUGUUUUCUAUUGAAAGGUGGGAUUUUCUUCCAAUGAGCCAGUAAAGUUCUUUGGUUUUUAGGUCAAGUUGCAUUCUUUUCUUUGUUAUAUGGUGUUUCCAGUUGAGUUUAUUGUCAAAGUGUAGCCCUAGAUAUUUGACUUGAUUACUUUGUGGUAUUUUUAUUUGAUUGGUUACUGGUGGGCAGGCUCCAGUCCGGAGAGUGAAUGUUAUAUGGGAUGAUUUUGUUUCGUUUACCUUAAACUUCCACUUCUUCAGCCAUAUUUCGAGUGAGUUUAGAUGCUCUUGGAGAUUUUGUGUUGCUGCAAUAGGAUCGUCAUGCUUGGCAAAAAUAGCAGUGUCGUCUGCAAAACAUAAACCAAAUGACAACAAAUAGAGUAGUAGUAAAGUAGUAAGGCGACAGACGGUUCCUAAAUAGGAAGACGAUCAGUGGGAAGACCACGAAAACGAUGGAAUGACAAUUUGAUGGAGGCACAUUGAAAAAACAGACAGAGUCGUGUCUCUACACAAAAAAAAGAACUUGUAUAAUAUAUCACGUUUAUUAAAAAAGAUGUUAUAUUUUUUCCAGUUCCUCUCAGUACAUACACUACAAAAUAAAAAUAUAAAAAUAUUAGGAAGAAGAAGAACAAAAGAAAAAUAUAAACUAUAUCAACAAUGCAUUCAAUUUAUUGUAAUACAGAUACGAAAACGAAUCGUUAAAAUUAUUUUGUUUCAUCUACGCUCUCGUCAAACGUCGAACUCUACAAUCCUGGUCAUCCUUAUUUAUUGCGGAACAGAUCAAAUACAUUUGCCGCCUCGAAGAGGGGUGGCAGAUGAGACAAUUCACUUGGCAACACCUCUUUUUAAUCAGGCGAACGUCUUACCUGUCACUUGGUUAUGGGAAAUUUAUACAUAUCGCUGCUCUUUCUUUAAACUCCCAUCAAGAAGUCCUGGUCUUUUGAUAUUAGCAGUAGCUUUCUUAUAGGGAGUUUAAAGAUUUCUUUUGGCUUAGUACUUAUUUUAUCCGUGUAUACCUGCCUCAUGACACUAAUUCACAUAUAAGGCAAUUUCUUCCUUUUCAAAUUUCUUGUACGAUGCAUGGACAAAGUACCACUCACACUCUUGGCUUCGUAUAACCCCGUAUUCAUUCGACAAGAGUAUGGACAAAGAAUAUUGACCUUAUUGGUCUAACGUUUUCGAGAAAUCAUUUUAAGACGGCUGAUUCUUUCAUAUGUUGUUCCCUAUGCUUCCUCGAACACCGUACCGGCCAUCUGGCUGCUGAUACAAGUUGCGUUCAUUACUGCGCAGCACACCUGUACAGGUAAACACAAAAUCAGGGUGAUUGAUUAAUGUGAAAAAGCUUAGUAGAUCCGCUAUAGUAAUAGAUAGCAAUAAAAGUUAAUAACAAAAAUUGUAGCUAACUUUGCGCUUCACAUUACAAAAUUAGUUAGAAUUUUACAAUAACAUAGUGGCAGACCAAACUUUUGUUUUUUUAAAUGGAAUACCCCAUAUUUUAUUUUAUAUUCGAAAUCUUCUUAACUUCCCCAUCACAAAAAUAUAAAGGUUUAUGUUAUACAGGGUAUUUACAAAGUAUCUAUGAAAUCUUCUAUGAAAUGUUCUAUGAAAAUCGUAAUAAGUUUAGCUCCCUGUAUAAAUAAAAAUAAGCACAACAACAAUGGUUUAUUGGUGCCAUAUAUUUUUGUUGAUUGUCAAAAUUUAUAAAAAUGGUUGAUAUUGCUAAUUUUCUUUAUACGAAUACAGGGUGAGUUAAAACGCAAGUACAUUAUUUUCACAGUAAUUUUAAAUAGAACACCCUAAUUAAUAACUUACUCACGAAAAACGAAAAUAUCUCGAAAACUGACAAAUUUAGGCAUAGGGAAUAUGAUACAAAAAUUAAAGUACGGUAAUGAUAUUUUUCGAUAGUAAUAUAAAAUACAGGGUGUUCCAUUUAAAAUUUCUGAGAAAAGAAUGUACUUGCGUUUUGACUCACCCUGUAUUCGAUAUAAGGAAAAUUAGCGAUAUCAACAAUUCUUAAAAAAUUUCACAAUCAACAAAAAAAUAUGGCACCAAUAAACCAUCGCUGUUGUGCUUUUUUUAUUUAUACAGGGAGCUGAACUUGUUACGAUUUUCAUAAAAAAUUGGUUAUAACUUUUUAAAAGCCCUAUAUAACAUAACAAACUUUUAUAUUUUUAUGAUGGGGAAGUUAAGAGGAUUUCGAAUAUAAAAUAAAAUAUAGGGUGUUCCAUUUAAAAAAACAUAAGUUUGGUCUGCCACUAUGUUAUCGAACACCCUGUAACAAUCUAACUAAUUUCGUAAUGUGAAGCUGAAAGUUGGCCACAAUUUUUAUUAUUAACUUUUAUUGCUAUCUAUUACAAUAGCGGAUCUACUGAGCUUUAUCACACUCAUCAAUCACCCUGUAUAUUGAAUUUAAAUUAUUUUAGGACGAAAAAUUUUUUUUGUGUAUACUUUUGAAACCACAGAAAUGUCUGGCAUUUACAGUUCAUAUAUUUCUAAUAAUGUUUAAAAAGUAAUGACAAAAAAAAUUUUCGUCUUACAAUAAUUUUAAAUUCGAUAUGUUUACCUGUACAAGUGUGCUGCGCAGUAAUGAACGCAACCUGUAUCAGUAGCCAGAUGGCCGGUAAGGUGUUCGAGGAAGCAUAGGGAACAAUGUAACCUGUAAUGUUUCAGCAUAGGAUUUUGUGCACCAACUGAGUUGGUGCAUGUGGCCUGACGAUGACUACGGUAUUUUCAAGGGACAAAUAAACGUGACCAUCUGUUCCAUUCAAACUCUUCUUCUAGGAGAGUAUAUACUGUUUGGUAUGGAUAUAGCACUAAUUUUAUGUAUCUAUCAUAUGUAAGAGAUUUAAUGACGCCGUUAGUUUUACUCCUAAAUUUAUAUUGAAAAGUUUGAACUUGAUAUUAGAAAUGAGUUCAAAAACAUAUCUAAAACUAUAGUCUGUCUGCUGAGGAAACUAUACGAUCCUUUUCGAAAUACAGUAUUUGAGGCUAGGAAAUGUAAUAUAUAGGGUAAAUAAAUAAUAAUUUCUGUUGAAGUUACCAUACUUUGAUAUGAGAUACAAUAAAUAGAGUUGUAUCAAACGUGGCAGCUAAGGAGCUGUAGAUAAAUACAGAAAAGCAAGAAGUAGAUUAAUAUCAAAGUGGUACUUUUACUAAACUAACAAAUAAUAAAAAUACAAAAGGAAGUUAAAAACAAACAAUAAUAUAGCAAGUUAAAAGUUUAAACUUAAUAUAAUCAAUACUUACCGAAUUAUUUUGUACGGUAUAUAUAGUAAGACUGAAUAAAACGUAAAAAUAAACUAAAUAAUAAAGGUUUUGAAAAGUUUAUAUUAUCGGAAGAUACAGGUUUGCGAAAACAUAUCUUUUAGUAAAAGCAAUAUGAAGAAGGCAGAAAAUAUCAACGUAUGUCAACGAUUUUUUGGAUUCGUUCGUUGAAUUCAAAAUUUUAUUUUACAAAAGUCAAUUAUUUGAUGUUUUCAUUAAGAUCUGUUAAUGUAAAGUCGUCAUAUUUAUAUUUCACAGUCAUUACACGUUUGUACUUAAAUAGAUCUCCAAGCUAAACAAAGAAUCAGUGUCAAGUGCGCCUAUCUGUAACUAUAAAUGUUUGCUACUCAUGGUUCUGCUACUAAAUACUAUGAACAAAACUUUGCAAGUCUACGCUAGUGAAAUGGAUUGAGUUCUGGGAGUAUUGUUGUCAUGUUAUCAAACUCUAGGUACUAUAAACUGUAUGCUGGAUCAUCUCAAAAACAUUGCCACGGAAUACUUUAUUAGAAAACACUGAAAACAUCGAGGAAAGUUGAGAAAACGCAAAGAUAACAUGAUUAACGCAGCAACAGAAUCACUUGGAUCGAUGAAAGUAACGAAUACCAAUAUGAAUAACCAAAACCCAUUGUUUAGAGAGGAAGUGAAGAUAACAUGUAAAGAAAAGAAGAAAGUUUUUUUACAGCACUGAACAAGACAAAUACAUCCGGCAUACAACAACUGUAAACGAAUCAGAAACAAACGAAUACUUUAGUCAGACAAAUAAAAAGGGAACACUGACAGAGCUUCUCAAACCAGAUGGAACAAGACUUCUACGGAACACAAAAGGAAAUAUGGAGAAUGAUCAGAGGAGAAAGAAAAGAGAUGAACGAACUAAUAAAAACGAAACACAUUCAGAAGAAAACAUGGACAGACUACUUAAAAUCUCGUAUUUGCAAAAGGUGACGAUAAUGAACGCCCAAAACACAUGAAGUGACAACAAACGAAGAAAUUAACAUUGAGAAAGAAGAGGUCAAGGAAGCAUUAAGGAAAAUAAAAAAAAAUAUAAAAUCACCAGGAGAGGACGCAAUAUCGAAUGAACUCCUAAAUUACAGAGCAAGAUCUGGCCAAACGACUAUUAAAACUACUCCAGAAAACAAUAUAACAAAACAGAAUACCACAAGAAUGGAGUUCAAGCAUCCUAAGACAUCUCUUCAAAAAGGGAGACAAAUCGGGCCCGGAGAAUUACAGGGAAUUAAUUUACUAAAGACAACAUUAAAAUUAACAACUAAAAUGAUACCAAACUGAAUGAAAUUAUAAUAGACGAACAACAAGAUUUUAGGUCGGGAAAAUCAUGCACCGACGCUAUAUUUAUAAUGAGGCAAGUUCAAGAGAAGUCAUUGGAAUAUAACAGACCGGCAUAUUUAUAUUUCCUUGGCCUUAGAAGACAUUUGACAGGGUCAAAUUAAAGAACGUUAACCAUUUAUUGUACGCAAGAGAGGUAGGUACCUCUAGGAAUUAUUAAUAACGGUCGAAAAUAUCUACCAGAACACAAUAAAAAUAAAAGUAGAAGACGAAGAACUGACCCGAUUGAAGCUGGCAAUGGUAUAAGACCGGGGGAUUCCCUGAGUCCUUGUUAUUUAAUGUGAUCAUGGAUGAAAUAGAAAAUAUAAGAACUAAAAAGGAUACCAAAUAGGAGACAAUCUGCUAUGCAGAUGAUGCAAUACUAAUCUCUGAAAGUGAAGAUGAUAACGUAGGCUGUAUUAAUUUAACGUAACCGCAAAAAAAUUUAUAUAACCUCCACAAAAGAUAAAAUGCAUACUUACAACAAUAAAUCUACUAAGAUGUGCGCUGCAUUAUAUUUAAAAUUCCGUGGAUGAUUUUAAGAACUCAACAAGUCCUACACCUUUUGGAUGAUCUCGUGAACGGUUGACGCCAUUAUCUUCAGUCGAAUUUUGCACGUGGACUAAGUGAGAUCCGAAGAAUCCGGUUGAAACCCGCAAGAAUUCUUUUAGUUUUUCUGCUCCAAAAAUUAAGACGCUAACUUCGUAGGUUUUUGCUUUGAGCUUACUAUUGAUUUAAAUCAUGUUGUUUUCCGUACAUUUUGGUGCAUCUGUUGGUUUAUAUGGUUUAGUACUUUGGUUUGUAACGACGUUUACUAUUUAAAGCGUAAAGGGUAAUGAAGUGGUACCAAUGAAGUGGUAAAUAAUAAAGUUACCAUUUUCCUCUCCAGAGGCCACAAAACUACACUAGAAAAUCUAUGAUUCUUACUUCUUAGAAAAUCUAUGAUACUAACGAAGAUUUACAAAAUAGAAAGGCAAAGUUUUACAACAUACUCUGUAUACAAUCAGAAAUGACGGCAAAAAAAUAAGGGAGACGAUAAGAGCUUUCGACAUUCAAGAUCGACUUCAAGAAAAAGACGAACGGGUUUAAUGAGCUACAAGUGUAGGCUCUGUCUGUUGAUGGUGGAAAAACUAUCAUGGUCGUUUAUUGCAUGAGUGCUGGAGGAAAUUAUAUUCCACUCAUGUUGAUCUAUCACGAGUUAAACCAGAAAUUAAAAUAAAAUAUCGAACAAUUGAAAAAUCUUACAAGCUCACCAAUGAAGAUAAAAUUGGAGAACGCCAAGGAAAAAAGAUGAUUAAGAGACGUGAAUCUCAAGAAAAAGGAGAAACAGAAAGCAGCAAGAACAGCAAUUGUUCAAAAAUUAUUUGUUAAAAAAUCACAAACAAAACAAGAAGAGAGUGCAAAAGGAGCUAACACCUGAGUAGUCUGAUGUAACAGACACUGAUUUGUAAGAUAUUAUCGAUGAAGACAAAUUAUAUGAUAUAAAAUUAAGUUUCAUUGUAUUUGCUUGAAAACAGAAAAGAACAAUAUUUGAAGAAUUUUAUAAAAACAUUAUUCAGUGCGCACCAUUUACCAAUCCGUGCGCAUGAUUACCCUUAAUGGAUGGGGAAUCGUGCGCAAAGGCACUUCUUUUCGUUUUUUAAUAUUCUGCUUUAGUACUUUGUAUUUCUCUAAAACCUAUUUUAAAUAUUAAAAGUAGAAUAAUUAGAGCUUACUGUAACAUACUAGCCGUUAUGGUAGAUUUAAAGAAUUUACAAAAGAAUGGAUUUCUGCUUAAGUGCGCACCAUUCCCCCACUCUCCCUUAAAUUAGAGCAGGAGGGUCAGAUAAUAGAACAAGUGAUGGAUUUUAAGUAUCUACGGAUCACACUAUCUAGCUACGGAAAACUCGAAAGAAAGGUGGAAGAUCAUGUGAAGAGAGGAAACAUAGCCACAGGUUGCCUGAAUGGAAUAAUAUGGAAAAGAGAAUGCUAGAAACAACAGAGAUGAAAACCCUUGGAAAAAUCCAUGGUAAGACACUAUGAGACAGAGCUAGAAGUACAGAUAUACGACGGAGAUGUAAGGUCGAGAACAUUAGUAACUGGGUGAAAAGCAGAAGAGUAGAAUGGAACGACCACAUAAGCCGAAUGACAAUAAAUAGAGUAGUAAGGACAGCAAGAGACGGUUCCCCAAUAGGAAGACGAUCAGUGGGAAGACCACGAAAACGAUUACACAACAACUUACUGGAGGCACAUUGAAAAAACAAAGAGUGAUGUCAGCACAAGAAGAAGAAAAAAUGAAAAAACAAUACAUAUCUACAAUAUUACAAUAAUAACAGAAAAACCUGCAUAGUGAUUUAUUAAACAAAUCUCUAAACCAAGAUGGAAUGAUUUGUGAGUUUAGACCUGUAAAUUUUUGCACACGGUAUUGCCGAUCGAACAAAACAUGAAGAAGUGUGAACAAAAUGUUCAUAUUAUUUGCGUACAUGCAUUGAUUCCUUUUUUAAGCUUAGAAAAUCGUGGUUGACAAAAAAACUAUCGUCUCUCUAUAAUGCCAGUAUACUUAUGACGAACUUACAUAACAAGCUCAAAUACAUGACGAUUACCAUUAAAUUCAUAACUUUUCUGAAAUACAAAAUAUAACUGUCACUCAUCUUUUCCUUAUUUAAAGGUUACAUGUGUACUUUUUCGUACGACCUGUCCUAGAAAUGUGCACUGAAUCUCAUUAAAUGGAAGUAGCGAAUACGUUUUAGUACUUUUCCCUUAAGUUAAUGUAAGGAUCGCUCAUGACGAGAGAAGAGCUAGAAUAUGUCUGCGCAGGAAAAUAUUCUAACAAAUUCAGUCCAUAGCAUAGUAAUUUUUUAUCAGCAGUAUUUUGUUCGAAAAUAUCGGUUGUCUCGUUUAGAAGUAAAAUCUUAAUAUUAUUAACUGGUAUUUUUGAAUAAAUGUUCCAAUAUUUUAAAAGACAACGGUACUGGAUUCCUAACUGGGCUUUUAGCAUGUAUCAAUUGGCCAAAGUUCUUAAAUAUUUGGAAUUUGAGUAUGUAUACAGUUUUUACACGUAAGCUAUAAGCCACACCAUAGUUAGUUCUCUAUACUAUUUGCUUUCACCAAUUGAGGGCUUUAUCCUCUUGAGUUUUGGUUUCAUAUCCCUGUUGUAAGUUAGAUGACCUCGGUGUUCACAUGUUGUAUUAGGUAUUGUCUCAGAAGCUUCUCAGUAUAUUUCUACUGAUGCAUCCAAGAAAUGCUAUGUCAACAGUGGUGUCAGUAUUUACUUGUAUAGUAAUAAAUUAUUACUAUAGGCAGUUGAAUUGUAGUCAUCGUUUUUUUGUCCAAUCAAUGAUUUAUUUAAUUGGUUCUGCACUUUACUUACAGCAUUCUCAUGAUCUUUAAUCUGUUUCUUCUUCUAAUAUCAGAAUAUCAUUAUCCAUCAAACAUAUGUUGUGUUUACUUGUUUCUUGUUGAUCUUCCAUUUUGUUUUCUCCCAUCUUGUUGAUCUGUUGUUUCUAGGUGUCUCCUAUUUUCACCACUCUCCACAGUUCUGAGCGUCUUGUUGCCAUUUCUUGGACAUUCGUUUAAUGUCGUCCAUCCAGCGUGUUGGUGGUCGUCCUCUGCUGCUUUGAUCUUCUCUUGGGCGCAACUCAAUUAGUUUUCUGGUCCGUAUUGAGUCUUCUAGUCUCACUACGUGGCCUGCCUAAUUCCAUUUCAGCUUGGCUAUGCGUUCGACGAUAUCAGUGAUACCAGUUUUUUUCCUCAGUUUUUAGUUCCUUAUUUUGUCUUUUUUUGUCACGCCGAAAAUCGAUCUUUCCAUGCGCCUGUGUCUUUCCAUGCACUCGCAUUUUUAGUGCCGUUGUUUUUGUGAGCGUGAAAGUUUCUACUCCGUAUGUCAUAAUAGGAAGAACGCAUUGGUCAAAUGUCUUCCCUUUCAUAUCGGGAUGUUGCUCUUAAAGAUGUCUCUUAGUGAACCAUACGCCGCCCAAGCAAGUGUUAUUCGUCGUUGAAAUUCACAGGUCUGAUUAUUGUUGCUUAUUCUGAUUUCAUGACCGAGAUAUGCGCUCUGCGCUUCGCUGGUGUCGCUCCUAGCGGAUUACUAAUGCAACUUUCACCGGUAAUUUUUAAAUUUAUUAUUUAAUUGUUAUCGCUUAAUAUUUACAACGCAAAAAAGUAAUUAAAUUGUAAUCGAUUUUUUAAAGAUUUUGCUAAUCAUUUUAACGUUCUAUUAAUGAAAUAUUAAUUUCUUACUUCGGAUACUUUUACAAUUAUCGUGUAGGUGGCACUUAGAUUAAUUUAUAAUUACAUAUUACGAAUUAUUAAAAAAAACUUAAAAUCAGUAUUUAAAACGUAAGUAUAUUUAAGGUAAAAAUAUACACCACAGCUUUGACCAACUAAUAUUAUUUCCUAUAUUAAUGUUUUUAAUUUCAAUACUUUAAAUUAAUCACUUUGACAUUUAUGUCAAAUUUCCAGUAAAAGCUUACGGAUUUGUCACUACUGGCACUCGUGAAUUUUUAAUUAUCCCCUCUACCUACGAGCUCAUAGCGUAUAUGUACUUUUCGGUAAAUUCGAUCACUUGAUUUUGAAUGGUUAGGUGUUCGCUGGGAACUAAAUUUAUCAUAAAUUUGCUCUUACUGAGGUUCAUUUUUAGACCAAUUGUUGAACAUACGUUUUCUAAUUCUUGUAGCAUUUAUUGUGCUUCACCCAGAUCUUCGGUGAUAAGUAUGUACUAUAUCGUCGGCAAAGCGCAGAUGAUUGAGCAUUUCCCUAUCUAUUUUUAUUCCUCCAUUUCCCAACUUAGCAUUUUAAAGGCGUAUUCGAGGGCCGUUAUAAAUAAUUUAGGCGAGAUAGUGUCGCCCUGUCUUACACCUCGCUUGAUAUGUAGUUCUCUGGUGGUAUCAUGUAGUUUUAGACGCAUUGUGGCAUUCUGGUAUGUUUGGUACUUAGUCUGAUAGACUAUUAUAGACUAUAGACUGAAGUCUAUUCUACUGUUGUUCAGAGUACUGUAUAAUACUGUCUAAUUCCACGAUGUCGAAUGCUUGGUGAAACUCUACGAAGAUAAGUACCAGUGAUCCGUUAUAUUCUAUCGACUUUUCUAUUAAGGUUUUGGUGCUUGUAGGUGAUCGUUUGUUCCGAAUUUUGAGCAGAAACCAACUUGUUCUCUGGACUAGUAGAAAUCCAACUUUUUUCUAGUCUUGUCGUUACUAUUCGGGUAAACAUUUUGCAGAACAAAACGUUCUCCUCAUUUUAUUUUUAAUUAUUUAUGGGAUUGGUGGAACUUUAAUGGAAAUUAAUGCUGAAUAAUAAACAUAAAACACAAGAGUGUUUUUUUUUUCUUUACAGAGUGGGGUCAACUUUCGUUGACAAUUUUCGCUGAAUCACCAGCGUCCUAUAAAGAAUGAUAAAGUGAAAUUUAAGUGUAAUUUUGUGUUAAAAUUGUCAAUUUUCUUUGUCAUAUGUGCUUACUUUGGAGUAGCGUUAAUGUUUCUAUUCUAUUUUGGACUGCUAAUUUAGUAAUCGUCAAUAAUAUCGAACUAUAUUGUUUAUUUUCUCGAUGUUUCUUCUAUAGUUGCCGUUUUUUUGGUAAUUGUGCAAGUAGAUUAUCAUCAAUCAAUGUACAAAAAAAAACAGAUUUCUCAUAAGCUUUCAACAACUUUAAAUGAAAAUCUUUUAGGAUAAAUCCUCCCAAAUGAAUUUUUUGAUGGAGCGCCAUAUAAUUUAAAUCAAUUUAAAACAUACAGGCUUAUUUUGAAACGCUGUAUAAAAAACUCUUUCUCUGAUGGUAUUCGUAGUUGGUAUUUAAUUAACAUUACCAACAUUAAUUUCUGUUGUAACAGUACCAUUUAUGAGUUAGAUCGAGAAGUUUUCGUCUAUCCUUCGUACGUAUCCUCAUCGUAUGUACUUCAUAUUAUUAGAAGAUUUCUUCAAAAAGAAACAAGUAUUUUUAAUACUCACUUACGUUUGUUGUAUUAUUCAUUUAAGAAAUAUGUUAUAUUUGUUAUAAUUUUAUAUUUUUAUUUUAUAACGAUAUUAUCGAAGUCCAGUUGGGAUUUUAGGACUAAUUAAUAAAACACAAAAUAUUGCAAUAUAUUAUAAUGAACGUCUUUUGUCGCAUGCAAUAUUAUGAAAUGCAUAUACUGUAUCCAUUGUGAUAUUUUUUAUUUUCGAUUAUUUUUAUCUAUUUUAUAUUUUACUAUCAUUUUUUUAGUGUCAAUUUUAAUCUAUUACAUAUUUUAAUGUCAUUUUAGUGUCAAUUUGAUUAUAUAUAUUUUUUAUGUGAAUAAAAUGAUUUUGUUUGAGUAAAAU